AUGUCUGCAGAGCCAGCCAUCAAUACCAAGCUCAGAAACCAAAUCAGAACAGCCUGCGAAGAGUUCAAAUUAGUCGAGGAUGGUGAUAGAAUUCUUAUUGGUUUAUCUGGUGGUAAAGAUUCACUUACUCUCACUCAUUACUUAUCAGAAUGGAUGCGUGAAAAGAACUUUUCUUUCCAAGUUGUUGCUGCUCACAUCAAAUUCAGCAACCUUCCAUACGGUAUUGAUGCUAAGUACUUAGAAGAUUUUUGCUCAUCAAGAAAAGUUGAGUAUCACCUUGUUGAAGAUCAAAUUCGUGAUGUUUAUCUUGAAAACGAACACAAGGAAACAUGCAUUCACUGUUCUCGUUUCCGCCGCGCUAAGUUGAUGGAACUUGCCCGCAAAUUCAACUGCAACAAGCUCACACUCGGUCACCACCUUGAUGAUAUCGUUGCUACACUUAUCAUGAACAUGACACAGCAUGGUCGCUUUGCUGGUAUGGCCGUCAAACUUGAUAUCACUGUCGGCGAAGAAAAAUACAACAUGACAAUGAUCAGACCACUUGCUUACACACCAGAAAUGGAUAUCAAGCAGUUCUGCGCUGAAAACGAGUUCCAGCCAGCUAAAUGCAGAUGUCCAUGGGGUGAUACAGGUGUCAGAUCCAAGACAAGACAAGCUGUCGAUGCUAUUGUUAGCAAGCUUGGUGAAGAGGCCAGACUUAACAUUUUCCGUUCUCAAUUCCACAUUAUUAAGAAGACUGCUCCAGAUGUUAGAGAAGUACAGAUUCCAAAGUCAAAGAAGAACGCUCAGAAGAAGCAGGAAAAGGCCGCUCCUGCACAGGAUAUCGAAGAUAUCGGCAAAUAA
Trichomonas vaginalis G3 is the source of this 843-nucleotide messenger RNA. Its product is annotated as tRNA thio-modification. Gene Ontology annotation, biological process: tRNA processing. The transcript has a single exon. Bases 1 to 843 code for a protein of 280 amino acids. The record is from RefSeq and is a predicted model, not a curated record. NCBI's taxonomy places the organism in Eukaryota, Parabasalia, Trichomonadida, Trichomonadidae.